UUUUUAUGUAACAAACGUGUGUCUACGGGAAAGUCGGUCCACUGCACUAGCAAGGACUGGGGUAGCUUUAGAAAUGAAGAGGCACGUUAACAGAAGAAACUCGAAACCUACAUAAUAUUUUCCUCUUUCUUUUAACGCAACAAUGUCGCUCCAGCCGCGGGUGGAGGACGCGCCGGAGGAGAGGACGGCUUUCUUCAUCGGCGCUGACUCGGAUUCUGCUUUGGAGGAGCAGGAACACCAUCAGCUAAUACUACAGAAAGCCAAUGCUUUAGUGUUGGAAAACUGCCUGAAAGAAGCCAUUGACUGGUUUACAGCCGCUAUGCAAUAUGGCCCUGUGCGACCAGAACAGUUAAGCACCUUCGUGGACUGUAUCCUCCGCAACUUCAAGAGAAAAGAGGAUGGGCCAGGCUCACUUUCGGCCCGGAGUCAGCACGUAGGGGAUAGCGGCGGUGGGGACGAUAUGUUUGACUGUCCCAACUGCCAUAGCUUUAUAGGUGAACCUGUGACCAUAGCAUGUGGACAUUCGUAUUGUAAAAGGUGUUUACAACGACGGCUGCUCUCCAAAUGUAAGCUGUGCAGGGAGACUGUGAGCGGCGAGGAGAAGGCGAAUGUAAUUCUGUGCGGACUUUUAGACAAAUGGUUUCCCGAGGAGCGGCGAAAGUCGAAAACGCUAUUUGAAGUGGAUGAACUCUGUAGAAAAAAACAAUACGAAGAAGCUAUUUCGCUAGCAACAGAAGUUAUUCAGUGUGAUCCUGCAGAUCCAGAAACGACAGCGUUGGCACGACUGUCCCGGGCCGAGGCGUACACGGCUCUCAAAAUGUACCGUCUGGCUUUGGAGGACACGGACCUCAGUCCCAUGUCCAGGGCUUCUGCUGAAGCUUUGUUCAGAAAAGCUAUGGUGCUGCAUGAGAUGGGCGAGGUGGACGAGUCUCUCCAAGUCUUCCUCCACUGCCUGUCUGAGGAAGAAGACUUCCCCUGUGCUAAAAGACAAGUGGAAAAGAUCCUGUGUGACCUGCUCUCCCCCACUGGUGAGAACGUGAAGGUUGGCCUGAGGGAAACCACUCAGAACACGUCGCCUCACCUGCGCAGUAAAACCCUGGUGGCCCUAGAACAACCACAGAGCCCAGUCCAAAGACAACACCAACCCCAGGCCCGCGCAGCCUCAGCACACCAACAUCAGGACAGCCAGGAGAGGCGCGGGGAGAGCCUGGAGCGGCCUGGUCUGAGCCGAGCUCACUCACUGCGGAUGUACGGCUCGAGCUGCGGAGAGGAAGGGUUAAAGAGAGUUUGCUCUGCUCCCCAGCUGGGGGACGAGGACAAGGGGAGCCUACUGAAGAGGAAGCUGUCGGUGUCAGACACAGAACCCUGUGUUGUCGGCAGUGGAAGUAGCAAGUCUAAAAAACAAGGUUUGGUGAAAGGCUCCAAACAAAAGGCUGCCAAAGCAAAAACAUGCAGAAGUGUUCCUGAGGAUCAUGUGGACCCUAACGAUUUGGAGUGCUCUCUCUGCAUGAGGUUGUUCUACGAGCCUGUGACGACUCCAUGUGGCCACACCUUCUGCAAAAACUGUUUGGAGCGCUGCUUGGACCACACGUCCCAGUGUCCCCUCUGCAAAGAGAGCCUGAAAGAGUAUCUAGCAUGUAGAAAAUACAUCGUGACAACUCUCCUGGAGAAGCUGAUCAAACAGUAUUUGAGUAAGGAGUAUGAAGAGAGGACUAAAACAUAUCUGGAGGAGACCAGAGAACUUUCUGAUCUGACGAAGAAUGUGCCUAUCUUUGUGUGUACCAUGGCUUACCCCACCGUGCCUUGCCCGCUGCAUGUCUUCGAGCCACGCUACCGCCUCAUGAUUCGCCGCUGCGUGGACACGGGCACGCGGCAGUUUGGGAUGUGUAUUAAUGAUCCCCAGAAAGGGUUUGUAGACUAUGGCUGCAUACUGACCAUCAGGAGCGUCCAUUUCCUGCCUGACGGACGAUCAGUAGUGGACACCAUCGGAGGAAAGCGCUUCCGGGUCCUGUCCCGAGGGAUGAAGGAUGGUUACAGUACAGCCAACAUCGAGCAUCUUGGCGAUACCAGGGUGGAGGACAGUGAGGAGCUUGGGAAACUACAGGAGCUGCACGAUGCCGUGUAUGAGCAGGCCCGCGACUGGUUCCAAAACCUCAAGAUCCACUUCCACAACCAGAUCCUGCAGCACUUUGGGCCAAUGCCAGAGCGAGAAUCUGACAUCCAGGCGACUCCUAAUGGUCCGGCCUGCUGCUGGUGGCUGCUGGCUGUCCUGCCCAUCGACCCGCGAUACCAGCUCUCUGUCCUCUCCAUGACCAGCCUCAAAGAACGCCUGGUGAAGAUCCAGCACAUCCUCACCUAUCUGCAGAGCAUCCCAAACAACUAGAGCUUCCUCUUCUGAUCACCACAAACAUUCAAUAGAGUUUGUAAUGGCAUUUAAGCAACCUUGUAUCAACAUCUCACAUAUUUCUGUUUCUACUGCCAUCUUAUGCUUCAACUUUUCUUUACAACAACACCUCUAGUUUAACAGCUUCCAGUAUAAAGCCUACACAAGAGAAAAGACAAGCUGAAACCUCACUGAAUUGUGGAUCACUGAAACUAAAGAUGUGGCAAAACCACCUCAGGGAUAUUCCCACUGAAAAAUGAUUUGUGUAUAUUUGGGAAACAACACAAAUAUGACAGACACUAUUUUCAUCUGCUCUUAAUCCUAAAUGCUUCUCACCUGAUAAGAAUGUCAAUGAGUUUGUUAAAAGAGAAGUUUCUAUUACCGCUGAUUGCCAUUGUUUUGAUGCUGUUAAAAGCAACAACAGAAAGGAGUAUUUUAACAAUCAACCAUAAAGGAUAUUACUUACGGAGCUGACGGGAGGAGAGUAGUAUAGUUUGUGUGGGAUCAUCCCUGGUGAAAUCAGAUAAAGGAAGUUUUCUGUUGUUUUGUCUGUCGGCUGUAAGAUUUAGGUUUGUUUGGAGGAGGGGUGAUGUGUUUCUGCGGAAAAAAAUCCUAAAUGCUGAAAGUCCAAAAUACAUGAUAGCAAGAUGUGGUUUGGAUGAUCCACUUAGUGGAAGUUGUGCAUGAUAAGCAUGUGCCUCUUAGUAAUGCAAAAGGACCGUCCUGUGAAAGAACAAGACGAUUUUUCCUAUCGUUCUCCACUUUUCUUCCAAGUUGUCAUGCAAAGAUUGGGCAUAUUAUACCUUUUAAUCGGGUCUAAAUCUCACUCAUGGCCCUUAAAUCUAAUCUUGAUCCGAUGUUUUUGAAAUGCUUUUCUUCCCCUGACAGUUACCAGAAGUCGUAUGCACUUUCUUUGGCUAUGUUGAUUUGUUAUGGACAUUUGGAUAACCUGGUUGAGUUAGAGGAUAUAUGGUGUUUAAGAUACAGUGUUUCUUUCCAGAAAUCGUCAAUCUUCUAUACCAAAAUGUUGAGACACCCGUUUCAUUAACUAAAAAUGAAUUAAUUUAAAAGGAAGAAUAUAUUUGUACAUUCUAAUGUGAAUAAAAAAAUCCAAGGUGUUCUUGCAAUAUUAUGACAAAUCAAAACCAGACCCACACAACAUGAUACAACAAUGGGUAAGAUUAGUCUUCAUUCAAAGCUGCUCAGUCUACAUGGAGGGAAGAGGAGCUGCGGUGCUUGUCAGUACUGCGAUUGCCUUACACCAUUUUGGUAUUGUGAUUUUUAGCUACACAGUGACUUGGCUACCAUUCCUUUUGUUGCCAUAGUGUGAAGUAUGUUUUAAUGUUCUUUCCAGUUUAUGGAACCAUUUGUUCACAUUGUGUAUAAAAGAUCGUAAAGAAACGAGAUUCAAGUCACGACUGUUGUAUGGAUUAAACACCUGUUUAAAAGGAAAAAGGAUUUUGGUCAGAUGUUUAAGUUAUCAUUUUUCCAUAAUAAAUGCACUUCUUUUUCAACUUCA
Eleginops maclovinus (Patagonian blennie) is the source of this 3902-nucleotide messenger RNA. RefSeq names its product LON peptidase N-terminal domain and ring finger 1 (gene lonrf1). The record is from RefSeq and is a predicted model, not a curated record. The transcript has 12 exons. Lineage: Eukaryota; Metazoa; Chordata; Actinopteri; Perciformes; Eleginopidae. Gene Ontology annotation, molecular function: protein binding; ubiquitin protein ligase activity. Bases 143 to 2383 code for a protein of 746 amino acids.